Messenger RNA from Megachile rotundata (alfalfa leafcutting bee), 5527 nucleotides. RefSeq names its product trynity (gene tyn). The record is from RefSeq and is a predicted model, not a curated record. Gene Ontology annotation, biological process: anatomical structure morphogenesis. NCBI's taxonomy places the organism in Eukaryota, Metazoa, Arthropoda, Insecta, Hymenoptera, Megachilidae.
GCUAGAUCUUGUUGGCCAAUCGCGUGGCCCGUUUACGCGAAGACGGCCAAUAAGAUGGCAGGUUUAAACGGCAAGUAAACGCGACCACCACCCAACCAGCUCGGUUUAUAAAGUGAGCUGGAUGCGCCGCCUCGAAGACAGAGCCGUGCCGACAGCCUAGCCAUCAGGAACGUUAGUUUGUUUUUUCGCUUUAGAUCGACGCAAGUGUUUCGUCGCGUGUGAUCGACCGGUGUACGGAUCUCUUCCUCCGUUCUUCGUCCAUUUCCUCCGUUUCGUUCGCGGUUGUCGCUUCGUCCGAUUCGCGGUUCGGCAAGUUUCAUACGGAAGUUCGAACGGGGUACCAGUGAUAAGCGAGUGAUUAGGCGGUGAUCCAAUCAACCCGGAAGCUGAGUACCUGAGUAUAGCAAGUGGAUACACGGACAAGAUGGGGUCGUCUGCGAUCGGCACGAUGGCGGCUGUGGCCACGAGCGUGACGUUGAUGACCUUGAUCUCUGUCUCUCAGGCAGCCCUGGCUAGGACAGCAUUCGAGAAGUUGACGGAUUACGACUACCGUGGAACGACUUAUUACAGCGUAAGGAACCUGUCCUUGUACGAGUGUCAGGGAUGGUGCCGCGAGGAGGUAGAAUGUCAGGCAGCAGCGUUCUCGUUCGUCGUAAAUCCUUUGGCGCCGAUGCAGGACACUCUCUGUCAGUUGCAGAACGAAACGGCCGCGACGAAUCCCGCGGCACAACCGCAAAGAGCCGCGAAUAUGUACUACAUGACCAAGCUUCAAAUUAGAUCAGAGAACGUGUGCCUACGUCCGUGGUCCUUCGAACGAGUUCCGAACAAGAUGAUACGCGGUCUGGACAACGCGUUGAUCUACACGUCGACGAAAGAAGCUUGUCUAGCCGCUUGCCUGAACGAGCAUCGCUUCACCUGUCGUUCCGUCGAGUACAAUUACGUAACGCUUCAAUGUCACCUGAGUGACUCGGAUCGGAGAACGACAGGCCAGUACGUUCAAUUCGUGGAUGCCCAGGGUGUGGACUAUUUCGAAAAUUUAUGCCUGAAAGGAAAGGAAGCUUGCAAGUCACAGAGGAUCUUCCAGAUGCCUAGAAUCGGCGUGGCCGAUGACAAGGUUGCGCAAUACGCGGGAUUGCAUUAUUACACGGACAAAGAACUUCAAGUUCAGAGCGAAUCCGCGUGCAGAUUGGCCUGCGAGAUCGAGAACGAGUUUCUUUGCAGAUCCUUCUUGUAUCGGGGCGCUCCUCAGGGAUCAGCUUAUAACUGUCAGCUGUUUCAUCUGGAUCACUGGACUCUUCCUGAUGGCCCUUCGACGUAUCUGAACGCGGAGCGUCCACUGAUCGAUAACGGGGAAAGAGUCGGGACGUACUUUGAGAAUUAUUGCGAGAAGGGAACUGGUCCAGUCGCGGAUCCGUUACCGGUCGUCUUCGAAACCACGGAGGAUCCCACGAUAAACAAUCUCACUAGGAACGACAUCAACUGCGAUAAAACUGGAACCUGUUACGAUGUGUCGGUGGAUUGCAAGGAUACUCGAAUAGCCGUUCAAGUUCGCACGAACAAGCCCUUCAACGGUCGCAUUUAUGCCUUGGGUCGCUCCGAGACCUGCAACAUCGACGUGAUCAAUAGCGAUCUCUUCAGGCUCGAUUUAACCAUGAGCGGACAAGAUUGUAACACUCAGAGUGUGCGUGACGGUUUUCAGACUGGGAUCUAUUCGAACACGGUCGUCCUUCAACACCAUUCCGUGGUGAUGACCAAGGCCGAUAAGAUAUACAAGGUGAAAUGUACGUACGAUAUGUCGUCGAAGAAUAUUACCUUCGGAAUGAUGCCGAUCAGAGACCCGGAAAUGAUCAGUAUCACCAGCGCGCCGGAAGCUCCACCGCCAAGGAUUCGCAUCCUCGACAGCAGAUCCAGGGAAGUCGAGACUGUUCGCAUAGGAGACAAACUGACCUUCAGAAUCGAAAUCCCAGAAGAUACUCCAUAUGGAAUCUUUGCACGAAGCUGCGUGGCUAUGGCAAAGGACUCGAAGAGCACUUUCCAGAUCAUCGACGACGAAGGGUGCCCUGUUGAUCCAUCGAUCUUCCCCAGCUUCACCCCGGACGGGAAUGCUCUUCAAUCCGUCUACGAGGCGUUCAGAUUCACCGAGUCUUAUGGCGUGAUCUUCCAGUGCAACGUCAAAUACUGUCUAGGACCCUGUGAGCCGGCUGUCUGCGAAUGGGGACGAGAAUCGGUGGAGUCGUGGGGAAAGAGACGUCGAAGAAGUAUUGCGAACGCUACCGAAGAAAAGGCGGACGACAUGACGUUGUCGCAGGAGAUUCUGGUGCUCGAUUUCGGCGAUGAAAAACAAUCGGAUUUCUUGAAGAGCGACGCUAGCAUAGACUUCAACGAAGCGGACAAAACGGUGACCAUAGUGGAACCCUGUCCAACGAAGACGUCCGUUCUGGUUCUGGGAGUGACGUGUGCUCUUUUGGUGCUCAUCUACAUAUCCACGAUCUUCUGCUAUUACAUGAAGAAAUGGUUGUCGCCCCGUAAAAUGAUGCCCUGAAACCCGUCCGUUCGCGACUCGAUAUUCGGUGAGGCGAUGGAAGUAGCUGGAAGGAAGAACUCUUUGAUAAAAGUGCAAACUAAUCUUGCGUAACUCCUUGUACGAGUUACGCGAUCGCACGCGAUGAACCCGAGAAACGCGUACGACUCGUUCGCUGGAAAAAUUGCGACUCGCGUGCUGCCGUUCGCGACGUUACUCACCUUUCGCGCGAAACGAGCUUCCGGGAAACAACGCGUUCAAUUUUUCCACCCGAGUCGAAACCAGACGGGACGACGUCGGGUUCGUCGCGAGAUUUCGAUUAUUUUUCGGAGGGGGCGCAAAUUUAACCCUUUCGUUGGCUACCGUAACUCUGACGACCAAAUAACGAACAAAAUUGCAGCCCGAUAGAAAGAGUGACCAAGCGAAUUCAAAAGGGUUUGAAAAAUUCGAAACAAAUAUGGUCACGGAAUAUUCUCCUAACGAAAGGAUUAAAUUUGCGAAAAAGUUCGAUUCGGCACAGAUGCCCUUCUCAACCUUUCUUGACUUGAAAAAAGUAGCAAAAUGCUUGCGAGUGCAAGAAGGAAAAGCCAAGGGCAUCUUUAAAAAAAUAAAAGCUUAGUCGAUUCGAAAACGCGCGCACCGGCGAAAGUCAUAAGUCGCGGCGGAUUGUGCAAGAAGCCGCGAAGGGGAAAUCUUUUUCGUCGACGACGUUAAAGCGCACUCAUUAUAGAACACUUUAAAUACAAUAUAAUUUUACACGGCGACAUUUAGCGGUGAUCGCAGGUGAUGAUGAGAGUCACGAGGCAUCAACGCUUGUGCAACGCUGAACUGAGGAUCGAUUUCGCAGACGAUGAUAGAAAAUAGGCAUAUCGGUUUCAACAAUAUCUUUUACGGGACACGAUACUUUUUAUACUUCUUAACAUGAAUCUUUCCUUUUUUGUACGUCCGAACGUUUCUCACGUUUCAUACAGAAUAUUUAUCAUGCAUAUCGGAUCUUUUUUCUAGAUCGCAAAUGGGGCGAUGAUCGCAGGGAUUUUGCGUGCAAUAUGUUUCGUAGCGAGUCGCGGAACGUUUAAUUUUCUCGAGGACGAUGAAACGAUCGGUUACGAAGAAACAACUUUUCUCCUCGUAUCGAGAAAAAGGAAUUUAUGCUGCGUUGCAGAUCAAAUGGUCGAUUCGUUUAGAAAAUCUUCGACUGUAACUUCGUUAAAAACGAAGGGUGCUUCAAAAAUCUUUACUCUUUUAAGUAUUCGAUUCUGAAACGAUGUAUUUCAGCCGAUCACGGUUAGAUACUUGAUCGAGGCGGCCAUGCGGUUUACUUUAAACGCUCCUAGUGGAACAAUCUAGAUGAAAAUUCGUACAGAAAAAAAUGCACUGGGGUGCAACCGAAUACGCUCGAAUCGAAGCGAUAUAAACGUUAUUUAUUUAGCAAAUCGGCUAUCUGUCACGCGGAAACUCGAUAGAUUCGACGUGCAUUGCUUUCGACUGAACAAUUGUUCCUCGAUCCGCGAAUCGCUGGGUUCUCUUUCUUCUGUACGAACAGCCAGGGUUAUCCUGACGACAAAAAUUGUAAUAAGUACACUUCUUUAUUUAAGGACAUUUGUAGACACUGCUAACGGUCUUAUUCCCUAAAAAGUGCUACUUCUGAUCGGGUUGCAAGGAGAGCACGGUGAUACGAGCGACACCAUAUGUCCCCUUGCGUCGUUCAAUAUCGAAAACCACCGCGGAUCAUUCCAGAUCGUUGCCGUCCGUGAUAAAUGAUCACUCCCCUCUUCUUUCUCCCUUUUCGAUCGUACGAUCGUACGCUACGGCCCUGAUCAUUUUUUCUUCCGCGGAAAUCGACUUGUAACCCGUAUCAAGACUAGCGAUAUUUAAAGGUUCACGCUUCACUAACGUCUCUAACGAUACAACUAGCGUUUAAGGUAGGAGAUAAACGGAGCAACACGUAGGCAUAGGGAAAACAAAAGAAAAAACGGAAACGAAAAAAAGAGAGCAGUUUUCUACUUCUUUUUUUUUAAUCACGAAGAGCAAUCUCGUUAUUAAUAACGGUGGUACGUUAAUCAGUCAUUCGAUUUUCUGCUCAACGGACGAUUAAACUUGCAAAAGAUUACUAUUAUCGCGUAUAAAUUAGCAUCCGACGAAUCUGUACUCUCGAUUGUAGAAUGAUUCGAUCGGAAAAUUGAAGUUUGCAAAAACGCUGAUCAUUUGAAAUGAACCACCCGUUGAAAUCGUGAAAUACGUAAUAAAUUAAUAGAACGGUGAGAAGGUACAAGAUCAACGAACUCGAUAAAAGUAUUUUUCUAUGGACUAUGCGAAUUUAUUAUCUCCAAGUGUCGCUUUCACGUACUUCGAAAGAAAAUUGCGAAGAAACAAUAACUGCAGUAAGCGUAAUCGCGUACUUAAAAAAUUUACAUUUAAUCUUAGAUUAUUUCUGACUGCAUUUACAAUGGUAUGAAAUGGAUUUUGAUAAGCAGCAAUAAAACAAGUGUAUAUAUUAUCGACUGUAGUAGGUGUUGAGAGUGGAAACACAACAUACACGCAUCAAUAUCACAUGUAUUUGUACUCUAUUUAUGUACGCGAAUAUUUUAAUAAUUAAACGGAGAAGAAUUUCGAUAAUAACCUAUUUCUUUACCCCUUUACGCGUUCACUCCCCUAAUCCCUCUACGAUUCUAGAGGGAUUCACGAAGAACGUUCUAGAAGGAAGAGAAGAAAAUCUGGGAAGAGCCUAACUGGCCUAAAGGGAUUAUCGCGUGUUACGCAUACCCGUUUCCACUGUAGCAAUCGUCGCGUUAAUGAAAUCGUUAUCGGUGAUCGAUUUUACUGUACAACCAGACACGUAAACAAAUUAAAACGAUUGGCGGACAGCCAACGAGCGUUUGAAACUUGUGAUUAAUUGAUCUGUGUAUUGGGUCGGGUAUUAAAGAUGCACGUGUUUGCGUUUAUUAUUGCUACGAGUAAUAAUAUGAAUCACUUGAUACGCGCUCGCCGUCGAUGAAUAGUCAGUUG